Cucumis sativus (cucumber) is the source of this 3297-nucleotide messenger RNA. Its product is annotated as U-box domain-containing protein 5. Gene Ontology annotation, cellular component: nucleus; cytoplasm. Gene Ontology annotation, molecular function: ubiquitin-protein transferase activity; protein binding. The coding region runs from base 727 to 2943 and encodes 738 amino acids. Lineage: Eukaryota; Viridiplantae; Streptophyta; Magnoliopsida; Cucurbitales; Cucurbitaceae. The transcript has 6 exons. The record is from RefSeq and is a predicted model, not a curated record. Gene Ontology annotation, biological process: protein ubiquitination.
CUCAAUUUGAACUUUCUUCUGAAAUUAACUGCAAUCAUUUGGCUCUUUCAUUUCUCUCUGUUCUUUUUAUGAUGGUUUGUCCAUUUUCAUGGCGGUUUCCUGAUAUUUAAAGACCGCUGUGUGUCAAAUUAAUGGUCUCCUGUUCAUAUUUUUAAUUAUGGGGUUUGCUUUUUAAUUUGGUUUCCCACGUAAUUAUCUUUAUUUGUACCGAAAAAUCCCUUUUUCGCUUUUGCUCCGUGGUGUCAAAGUGCGCACUCACCUUACUGCGAAACUCCCUUGGUGGCGCGUUACUCCUACUUCAAGGGUUUUUUAAUGCUCUGCUUUAAAAGGGUUGAAGAAGAAGAUAUAUUGGGUCUACUAGUUUGCUUGUGUGCAAUUUUUUUAUGAAACAUUUGCGAAAUCUGGUUUGGAAUUGAGGGAGAGAUAAUUUGGGGUCAUGGAAGUUCUUCCAAUUUGGGUCUUUUUCACCCCCUUUUUCUCUUGAAGCUGGAAGGAAGCAAAAAAGCUUGGAAUUUGUUUGAUAUUGAGUGAUUUUGAAGAAAUUCUUGGGUUCUGAGGACUGAUUUUGCUCCUUUUUGGAAGAUAUUUGGUUUCUGUUAAUUUUCCAUAAGUUCUUCUGGUGGAGUUUUGAAGAUUUUUCUCUAGUUGCCUUCUCAGUUAAAUCUUCAAGUGAUUUUUCCAUUUGGGUUCUGAUUUCUGUAUCUCAGAAGUUGGUGACUCUUGUGAAUGGGAACUGAUACUACUGAAAAUGUGGAGGCAGUUUCAAAUGCCCAUUCCUUCAAGGUUCAUUGUAGAAUGUGCACUGAGUUAAUGAAAUUGGUUGACCGGGUCUCGGAGAUAUUACCAGAAAUUGAAGCAGCUCGGCCUGGAAGUCCGGAAGGAAGACAGGCAUUAUGCAAUUUAAACGAAGGAAAGAUGAAAGCUGAGCUACUUCUUCAGUAUUGUCGAGACUCUAGUAAACUUUAUCUGGCAUUGACAGGAGAUAGGAUUGUCUCUAGAUGUCACAGAGUGAGGACUUUGUUGGAGCAUAAUUUGCGUAAAAUUAAAUACAUGGUUUCCGUGGCGUUGGCUCGAAAGAUCUCUCAAAUAGCAGAUGAUCUUAGGGUUGCCAAAUUUAUCCUCGACUCAUCUGAAGAAGAGGCUUGGAAGGAUAUGCGACAAUUGCUGAAGCUUGGUGCUUUGCCUCCAGAUGAACUGGAAAAAUCUGAAAUCAAGGCUCUUAAAACUGCUGCUUUGAGGCUUAAUAUUUUGUCAUCCAAGGAAUUGCUGUAUGAGAGACGAUCAAUCAGGAAAUUAUUAGAUGAUGUUGGUCGUGACGAUCCCCCGAAAAAGAAGAUUUUGACAUACCUCCUAUAUCUUUUGAAGAAGCAUGGGGAGUUGAUACUGCAAGAAAUCAGAGAAACCCAAGCCGAUAGGUCUAGUAGUAAUGAAUAUGGGGAAAUUAAAGCUAAUGCGCGACACAGAAAUUAUGCUUCUCAAGCUGAUAUAAUACUCAAUCGGGCCAUCCCCCCUGAGGAAUUUAAGUGCCCCAUAUCAAUGAGAUUGAUGUAUGAUCCUGUUGUGAUUGCAUCUGGAGUGACAUAUGAGAAGGUGUGGAUAGAAAAGUGGUUUCUGGAGGGUCAUGAUACAUGCCCGCAAACCAAAAUGAAAUUAGCCGAUUGUUCAGUGACUCCUAAUGUUGAUUUGAAGAAUUUAAUUAAUAAAUGGUGCAUAAAGUUUGGAGUCACUAUUCCCGACCCAAGUGUGGAACCAGAGUGCCCUGAGGUUUGGGAGAAUUCCAUUGCUAGCUUUGGAAGUUCAAUGAACGAUAUACAUUUACCCAUCGACUUCAGCAAUAUAUCACUUGGAGGUCUUGAUAAUAGUUACUACCCAGAUUUAUUGAGGCUCAAUGGUGGCAAUGAAUUGGCUAUCAAGUCUGGGCAGAGUAAAGAGGAUGAUCAGCAAAGGUUUCAAUCUGGUUCAAAUGCUGAGGAAAUAGACUUGGAGUUUCCAUCUACCAUGAGUGAGCUUUCAUGGGAAUCAAAAUGCAAGGUUAUGAAAGAUAUGAAAGUUUCCAUGAACAAAAAUGGAGUUGGUCUGACCUUAUCUGAAACUGUCUUGGAUCAACUUGCCUUAUUUUUGAAGGAUGCAUGUAAUCAGCGGGAUUCUGAAGCUCAGAAAAAUGGAUGUGAGCUAUUUCUUUCACUUGUGAGAAGAAGCAGAUCCAAUAGACUGAGUGUUCCUGAGAAGGUUUUGAAAUCGUUGGCUAGUUUACUGAAUUCAGAAGUGACUUAUGAAGUUCUUGCCAUUUUAGAAGCAAUAUCUGGCCACCGUAAAUGCAGCUCUAGUUUUGUCACAUCGGGUGCCCUUACUUCAUUGGCUAAGUACCUCGACUCAGAGAUUGAAGACUUGCAAGAAUUUGCCAUUAAAACUUUAUACAAUUUGUCCAUGAACAGCGACAUCUGCUCUGACAUUGUAUCAUUGGGGUGCAUCCCGAAACUAGUUCCUUUGCUAAAUUACGGGAAUUUCUCAGGCAAAUGUAUAUUUAUACUGAAAAAUUUGUGCCACACGGAAGAGGCAAGAAUUUCUAUUGUGGGAACUAAUGGCUGCAUUAGCUCCAUUGCACAACGUCUGGGGAUGGGCAGUCUUGAAGACCAGGAGCAUGCAGUUACUAUCCUUCUUUCCUUAUGCUCUCAACGAGUUGAAUAUUGUGAGUUAGUAAUGGAGGAAGGUGUGAUCCCUCCUCUUUGCACUAUCUCUAUGAAGGGAAGUGAGAAAGGAAAAGCAGGUGCCACCGAAUUACUCCGACUUCUACGAGAUGUACAGGAUAAUGAGCCUCAAGAUUCUUGUGUUUCUGAACCGUCAUCCUCUUACGAGCCCCCGUGCAAUUCUGAGCAAAGAACGCCAAGCAAAAAGUCGGGAUUUCUUGGAAUCUUCUCAAAGCGCACUCCCCGGAAAAAGUAGUAACCGUUGUCUCAUCUUAAGUAGUGUCUAUAAUCAAUCAAGUAUGUAAAUAUGCUAUCUUUAGAGAAGACUUCAGAUAUUGGUUUCAAGGUUGGUCUUAGCUUAUUCAUUUGGCAGUGUAUUGGAAUUUACUGAUAAAGUCCCAUGGAUUUGGACUAAGAGUGUUGUAUUGUAUAUAACUUUAUAUAACAAACUUGGACACCGGGAAGAAGUAUGUUGGGUUUUGAGGGGUCUGUCAAAACUUCGUAAAUUACUAAUAUGCAUUGUACUUCGGAGAUUUGUGGCCCGGAUAAUGAAAACCAACUGUCUUAUUACAUAUUCAUAUUGUAUUGAACGAUGAACAAUUACUCCUUA